CAAUUUUCACGUAUACCAACAAAACUGACGACAUAAGACUGAAACUCAAUCGUCGAAACUUGAAAAAAUGAUUCCAAUCCGCCGCUGAUCAUGAACAAAAUUCCUAUUAUACUAAUUUUUUUUUUUGUUUUUCGUACUAGGAAAAAUAAAAUAUUUUAUAUAAAUUUAUUCCUUUAUAACACUCUCAUAAAAUGCCAAAAAAAUUAUUUUCAGACCAUAACAAAAUGCUGAAAUGGACCGUAAUGGCCAGACGCGACUCCACGUGCAAACCCGAAGAUUCCCGCCCUCUGCCGUCCGAAUACCCAACUCCUUCGAGGACGUCCACACCACGAACGAAAUCGAAGCGUCGGCGAUCCAGCACGUCGCGACGCUCGAGCAUCCACAAGCGCAACAGUUUGGACGCCUUGGAAGCUGACAAGGAGAAUCAAUUCACGUCUACUCCCAUUAAAUCGGAUAAUUUCUUGCCGUUCGAAGCAUUGCGGGACGUGAGCAAUUUGACACCUACAUUGAAAGAGAAAAGUCGCGACCCAUAUUUGGACAACCAUAGGAUCAUUUCUUCAAAAAAGAGGAAAAGUGAGAAAAAGAAUCAAAGGACUCCUUUCGCCACUCCAAAACACACCCAACAGAAGAAAAAAAAACAAUGCAUAAGUUCACACAGUGACGACUUUUUCCAAGGUGACAGUCAAACAAGUAACUAUUUCCGUCCAUUCGAAACAGUGGACUCUCACAUCGAAGGAAUACUGCCCGAUGAGGUAUACUCAUGCAAGAAACCUACCAUGUUGUGUGUUAAGAAAAGAGUUCCUGACACCUACGCCCCUACCCUUCCCACUUUUUCUUCAGACUACUCUCCUUGUCCAAUGAGAACGACGCAUUGUUUGGAAACUUUGAGCCGAAAUAGUUCCAAAAAAUUACCUCCUCUAGCAAAGCUUCUGGAAGACGAAAAUCUCCCACCUAGUAAAAAACCUAAAAUUGAUCACGUGAGUGACUUUCUGCAUCAGAUAACUUUCAUCACAUCUCCUGAUACUAUCCAACCAUGUUUUCCUAACUCACCUGACAAGCAGCUUUUGCAAAGAGAUCAAGUCACGCCUCUAGUCAAAAAAUUCUUAGGUUUUAAGUUCAAUAAGAGUAAGCCCAACCAUAACAACAAUCAUAACAGUUCUUCUUUCAUCAAUAAUAUGUCUCUAGACAAAAUCGUUGAUGCCAUUUUAGACUCCACUGACGAAAGCAUCAGGCCUACGGUGCGGAGGGCUCUAAAUAGCGGCAUUAAUGAAACUGUAGAUUGUGAUAAUGAGCAUAAUGAGACUCUUCAGGAAAAUAUGAUGAAUUUGGUACAAGAACAGAAAAAUGCAAUAGAGAAUGUUUCUGAAAACUCAUCAGAUUCUGGCUUCAGGAGUUCCACAACAGAAAACUCACAUCAACUGGGUAGUAACUUCGUCUGCAAGUGUAGUACUAAAAAGAAACAGAUUUCAGUGGAUGAUAAAACUAUCAUCCAGGUGAAUGAAACUUUCAACGAGAGGUGUGUGGACAGAGCGCCUGCUACUAGAAAAAGACCGUCUUCGACGAUGAGGGAUUGUGAAACGGAUGUUAAAAAAAUAAUUCUGGAUACCUCUCAACAAGAAAACUUCACACUCAAGAGGCAGAAAUGUGUACGUCGCAAAAAACCGUUCAGUAUCGAGAAAUCAAAUUUGCCUUAUAUUGGAAGCCCUUUUUUGUCGAGUAACACAAUUGAUUUCGAGAGUACUCCAAUUCGAAAUUGUUAUAUGGAAACUAAGGAAAUACCUGGAUCAACUUUUCGUGUCGAAACUCCAACAGAGAUUUCUCAGGGCUUUAGGAGGUGUCUCGUGUUCGAUUCUUCCUCUAAGAUAAGUGAGUCUUCCAGUUUUUCGGAAAGUCUUUCAACGAAUAAAAGUAGUCUUAUGGAUGUAAGGGGAACAAUGGAUCUGAAGAUUCAUAGUGAAGGGAAACAUAUUUUAGUUGAUGUUGUGCGGUGCAAAGGCCUUUAUAGACCGAAUGGUGAAAAAAUUAACGCCUACGUCAAGGUUUCUCUGAGUGAUCGAUUCUGGAAUAGCAGGCGGAAAAGAAAUGCUGUGUAUCAAAGAACUGCCGUUCAGGGAGACUCGACAUGCCCACUCUUCAAUCAUACCUUUAAACUGGCGGUAAUGGAGGAGGAUUGCCAAAAAAGAAUUCACAUCGAGGUUUGGCAUCGGGAUCGAACAUUGAGAACGAGUGAGUUCCUCGGGUGUAUGUCUUUUGACGUGAAAAAUGCUAUUGCAGGGGGGAUCAGUGGAUCAUUUAAACUCCUACCUCAAUCUACCGGUCGUACUGCGAACGUGCCGAUAACAUUGGACUUACUAUCCUGCAGUCUUGACGAAAACUGCCAAAAAGAAACGAAAAUGUGCGAAAGUCACUCUAGCGUUGACGAACUGAUAAGUUUGGAGGACUUGGAGAGUGAUUUGAGGAAAUCGAAUUGCAGGACAGCUUUGAAUGAGCAACAGAAGUACGCAGAUGAAAAUUUGUUUUUGAGGUACUUGGAGUUAGAUCCUACAGAAGGCCCUGAUGCAUCUUCCGCGGCAACACAGAGAAAAGCCACCGGCAACAGAAAUGGAAGAACGCCAUUCACUUGUACGAAGAGACUCACGAGGCCGCCAAAAUCGGGGUUUGGGUUUUCAGUGGUUUGGACACAUCCGCCCAGGAUAGAACGAGUGGAGAAAGGCCUACCUGCGGAUAAAGCGGGCAUCCUUCCAGGAGAUUAUAUCAUUUUCGUGGAUAAGCAUAAUGUAGUUAUGAUGCCAGAAAUUGAUAUUCUGAAUUUAAUCAGAUCAUACGGAAGUCAAUUAACACUAGAAAUAUUCAGACGCAACACAUCGAGAAAUGGUUCCUUACCUAGCGUGAAACGACUAUCAACAGCAUUGGCGACAUCUGGUACGUUAGGUAGUAGUUCGGCCCUUCCUGUGGCUUCCCUGACAUCUUGUACCAAUUUAGUGCAACGUAGGCCCUCGACAGUUUGUUCAACGAAUACGACAUCUGUGGAUUACAACAGAAGAAAACUGUAUCUGCCUCAAGUCACCUUCAGCGCAGAGGUGGGUAGCGGAGUGAUAGUAUGAGGUUAAAUGAUGAAAGAAAGGUACCAGGUUCCGGAAUUUUUCAUCGAUUUCAAAUGACUUCCUUGUACACUUCCAUAAUUUUCAAAAGGCUCCUAAUCAUCGAUUUUCUGGAAACAGUAUGAACAACAAUUAUGCUCCUGUAUAUAUUAUCUCACUACUCGUGGGUGCUAUUAUGUUUAAACCAAAUUCAUUUCUUUUGUAAUUUUAUCGCAUUGAUUACUUUUCGAAAUUGUUAUUUUAACUUUACAUGUACAUUAUCAAAACUGAAUUUUUAUUCUUCUCGGGGUUUAUUUUUCGUAUUGAGACUUUGUAGACAAUGGUCUCUGCUUUUGUUAUUAGGAAAAUCUCGCACUCUGUAGUUGUCGCCUAAGAAUAUUUUCACAUCGUCUCAAAAUAUAGUGAAAUCAACAGAGAUAGGAUUUUUGAUGGUGUGUGAAAUUCAUGCAUUUCAAAAUUAUUUUGACUACAGCUUGUUUGAAUGUGGUUGAUAUAGAAUCUAGGGCUUUGACAGCUACAUAAUUUUUUCUAGUGACGCUGUUAUAGAUUAUUCAAAUUUUUGAAACAAUGCCAGUAUGUAGUGUGUAUCAUCCAUAAUGUAAUGUCAUUUCUACGUUUCCAUUUGUUUUUAAACAUUAUUUUUGUUUAUGUAAU
This is a messenger RNA of Leptinotarsa decemlineata (Colorado potato beetle), 3755 nucleotides long. RefSeq names its product Protostome-specific GEF (gene PsGEF). The record is from RefSeq and is a predicted model, not a curated record. Gene Ontology annotation, cellular component: nucleus; plasma membrane. Gene Ontology annotation, molecular function: protein binding; guanyl-nucleotide exchange factor activity. Lineage: Eukaryota; Metazoa; Arthropoda; Insecta; Coleoptera; Chrysomelidae.